Drosophila sechellia is the source of this 738-nucleotide messenger RNA. Its product is annotated as isochorismatase domain-containing protein 1. NCBI's taxonomy places the organism in Eukaryota, Metazoa, Arthropoda, Insecta, Diptera, Drosophilidae. The transcript is spliced from 3 exons. Bases 62 to 676 code for a protein of 204 amino acids. The record is from RefSeq and is a predicted model, not a curated record.
ACCGUUUGCCUUAAGUUUUCAAAUAUUUAAUUUACGCAUUAUUACACACCCAGAAUCAAUCAUGAGCAAAGUCAGAGGACCAGCUUUGUACCGCCUGGUGCCCUCGAAAACGCUCUUCAUGCUGUGCGACGUGCAGGAGAAGUUCAAGCCGGCCAUUCCGCUGCUGAGUUCGCUCAUCGAAAACACUACUAAACUGCUGGCAGCCGGCAAGGUCUUCCAAGUGCCACUGCUGGUCACCGAGCAGUAUCCCGAGAGGCUGGGCAAGACCGUUUGUGAGUUGGACAUCAAGCAUGCCUGUGCCAAUAUUUCCAAGACCAUGUUUUCUAUGCUGGUGGAGCCCGUACGAAAGAGUAUGACGGAUAUCUUCGGUGGCAAGCCCAAGACGGUGGUGCUUUUCGGCCUGGAGACACACGUCUGUGUGGAGCAUACGGCCUUCGACCUGGUAAACGAUGGAAUCGAUGUCUGGCUGGUGGCCGACUGCUGUGCGUCGCGUUUCAAUCAGGAUCGGGAUUUGGCUUUGGAGCGCCUGCGUCACAUCGGCUGCAAUAUAGCCACUUCCGAGAGUGUGAUAUUUAAUCUGCUGGGGGACAAGAACAACAAGUCCUUCAAGGAGAUUACUCCUCUGGUGAAGAAGAUCUCCGCAGACAUGCAUCUAUGCCGCGUCUCAAAAAAUUAAGCCUGGCGGCACUUUUCAUGUCUUUCGCUCACUAAACCAUCCUUCCAGCACAUGCAGAGUGU